CCUCGCUGCUCACCACUCUCCACGUUAAAGAGCUCUACACAUCCUUCAUCUCACGGCAGUCCGAGACCAUGAGCGGCGCCAACUUUGAGGACAUCGAGGACCGCGACGGCGUUCGCUUCUCAUGGAACGCAUGGCCGUCGAGCCGCAUCGAGGCGACGCGCACCGUCGUUCCCAUCUCGGCGCUGUACACGCCGCUGAAGGAGCGCGACGACCUGCCGCCCGUCAUGUACGAGCCGGUGACGUGCAAGGCGCCGUGCAAGGCCAUCCUCAACCCCUACUGCCAGAUCGAUGUGCGCGGCAAGAUGUGGAUCUGCCCAUUCUGCCUGCAGCGCAACCCGUUCCCGCCGCACUACAAGGACAUCUCGCAGACCAACCUUCCCCCCGAGGUCACACCAAAGUACUCUACGAUUGAGUACACGCUCUCGCGCCCCGCACCGGUGCCCCCCAUCUUCCUCUACGUCGUCGACACGUGCCUGGAGGAGGAUGAGCUGAACGCUCUGCGCGAGACCCUCGUUGUCUCACUCAGCUUGUUGCCCCCGAACGCGCUUGUUGGUCUUAUCACGUUCGGCACCAUGGCUAUGGUGCACGAACUCGCUUACGCCGACUGCCCCAAGUCGUUCGUGUUCCGCGGCUCUAAGGAGUACCAGCCCAAGCAGAUCGCCGACAUGCUGGGCCUUAACCCCUCGAACCGCCCGAUGCAGCCAGUGCGGCCGGGUGGCCCGAUGCCCGCGCCUGCCGCGAGCAAGUUCCUCAUGCCUGUUCAGGCGUGUGAGUUCCAACUCACCAACAUUCUCGAGAACCUGCAGCGCGACCCUUGGCCCGUAUCGGACCGCCAGCGCCCGCUGCGCUGCACUGGUGUCGCCCUUGGCGUCGCGACUGCGCUCCUCGAGAACGCGUUCCCGAACACUGGCGCGCGCAUUAUGCUCUUCUCGGGCGGUCCCGCCACCGAGGGCCCAGGCAUGGUUGUGUCCCCCGAGCUGCGUGAGCCCAUCCGCUCGCACCACGACAUUGAGCGCGACUCGGUCAAGCACUUCAAGCGCGCGACCAAGUACUACGAGAGCCUGAGCAAGCGGGCGUCCACGAGUGGCCACGCGGUUGAUAUCUACGCAGGCUGCCUCGACCAAGUCGGCCUGCUCGAGAUGAAGUCGUUGUCGAACGCAACCAACGGCUUCAUGGUCAUCUCCGACUCGUUCAUGACCGCGAUCUUCAAGCAGAGCUUCCUGCGUACGUUCGCCAAGGAUGAGGACGGCUUCCUUAAGAUGGGCUUCAACGGUACUUUCGACAUCCAGACCACCAAGGAACUGAAGGUGUCGGGCGUCAUUGGCCACGUCAUCAGCGCCAACAAGAAGUCGCCCUGUGUUGGUGAGACCGAGAUUGGUAUCGGCCAGACGUCUGCCUGGAAGAUCUGCUCGCUCUCGCCCAAGACAUCAUUGGCGUGCUACUUUGAAGUGGUCACGCCGGCAGGGCAGCCACUGCAGCCCAAUCACAUGGGUCUCAUCCAGUUUGUCACCCACUACCAGCACGCGUCCGGACAAUACCGCCUGCGCGUGACAACGGUGGCGAGGACAUUCCAUGAGGGCGGGCACCCGAACAUUGCGGCCCAGUUCGACCAGGAAGCGGCGGCAGUGCUCAUGGCGCGCAUUGCCGUGUUCAAGGCCGAAAUCGACGACGCGCCCGAUGUUCUUCGCUGGCUCGACCGCAUGCUCAUCCGCCUGUGCCAGAAGUUUGCCGACUACCGCAAGGAGGACCCUGCAAGCUUCCAGUUGUCGCCAAACUUCAGCAUCUACCCACAGUUCAUGUUCCACCUGCGUCGCUCGCAGUUCCUGCAGGUGUUCAACAACUCGCCUGAUGAGACUGCCUUCUACCGGCACGUGCUGAACGACGCCGACGUGAACAACUCGCUCAUCAUGAUCCAGCCGACGCUCAUGUCGUACACGUUUGACCAGGAGCCGCACCCGGUUCUGCUCGACUCGGUGUCGAUCCGCCCCGACGUCAUCUUGCUGCUGGAUACGUUCUUCCACAUCCUCAUCUUCCAUGGCGAGACCAUCGCACAGUGGCGCAACGCAAACUACCAGGAGCAGGAGGACUACGCCAACUUUAAGGAGCUGCUCGAGGCCCCUGUCGCCGACGCUCAGGAGCUGCUCGAGGACCGCCUUCCGAUUCCGCGUUACGUUGUGUGCGACCAGGGCGGGUCGCAGGCGCGUUUCUUGCUCUCCAAGCUCAACCCGAGCACGACGCACACGUCUGGAAUGGGUUACGGCCAGCAGGCGCCCGGACAGGCUAUCUUUACCGACGAUGUGUCGCUGCAGGUCUUUAUGGAGCACCUGAAGCGUCUUGCUGUUGGGGCCUCGACGAGCUAGGUGAUAGAUAUUGUAAUAUGCAUCGGAUGCGAGCAG
This is a messenger RNA of Cutaneotrichosporon oleaginosum, 2396 nucleotides long. RefSeq lists its product as uncharacterized. Gene Ontology annotation, cellular component: COPII vesicle coat; endoplasmic reticulum exit site. The record is from RefSeq and is a predicted model, not a curated record. Gene Ontology annotation, molecular function: zinc ion binding; GTPase activator activity. Gene Ontology annotation, biological process: endoplasmic reticulum to Golgi vesicle-mediated transport; COPII-coated vesicle cargo loading; intracellular protein transport. Lineage: Eukaryota; Fungi; Basidiomycota; Tremellomycetes; Trichosporonales; Trichosporonaceae.